Molecule: messenger RNA, 495 nt
Organism: Geodia barretti
Lineage: Eukaryota; Metazoa; Porifera; Demospongiae; Tetractinellida; Geodiidae
Source: the annotation of a GenBank genome assembly
AUGGCGGCGGACGGUCAGGUCUCUCUGGAGGCGACCGUGGUGAAGAGCACCGCUCGCAAAGUGCGCACGCUGAUGGGCGGCAAGAUCGCGGUCGGAUUCGCGGGCGGCACGGCGGACGCCUUCACGCUGUUCGAACGGUUCGAGGCGAAGGUGAAGGAGUACGGCGGUGACCUGACGCGUGCGUCGGUGGAACUGGCAAAGGAAUGGCGUUCCGAUCGGGUCCUGCGUCGACUGGAAGCGCUGCUGGUGGCCGGGGAUGCGCACACCACGUUUCUGAUCACCGGCAACGGCGACGUCCUGGAGCCGGACCAUCCGGUCGUCGGGAUCGGUUCGGGAGGAGCGUACGCCGCCGCCGCGGCACGGGCGUACCUGGAAGCUUCGGACUUUCCGGCUCGCGAGAUCGCGCGGCGGGCGAUGGUGAUAGCGGCGGACAUCUGCGUGUAUACCAACGAUCGGAUCGUGAUCGAGGAGGUUUCGCUUCAAGGUGAGAGUUGA